Pristis pectinata (smalltooth sawfish) is the source of this 3001-nucleotide messenger RNA. It is a transcript of the gene nmi, whose product is annotated as N-myc (and STAT) interactor. Gene Ontology annotation, cellular component: cytoplasm. The coding region runs from base 151 to 1353 and encodes 400 amino acids. The transcript is spliced from 10 exons. Lineage: Eukaryota; Metazoa; Chordata; Chondrichthyes; Rhinopristiformes; Pristidae. The record is from RefSeq and is a predicted model, not a curated record.
GUAGUUUGAUGGCUCUUGCAGACAGCAGGCAGCGGUGAAGAAACGCAGGCCUGCAUUUCCUGCAACAGGGCGGCAAGAGUAAGGCAAUAAACGGGACCAACUAUUGCUCGAGUGUCUGAAACACUGGACGGGUUUACAGAGCCAUAAGGUAUGGAUCAAUCUAGUGAACCCCAGCCACUAUCUGAUGAUAAUAGUAACUUAAGUUUUGAAAUUACUGAUAUUGAAUGUGAUAGUCAGAACAAUGCCCAUCACCUUGAUUCAGAAGAAAUUUACCAAGCAAGAGAAGAGUUAGAAAAAUGGCAGAACAAAAUAGACAAACUGGAAAAGGAAAAGUCAGACCUAAUUUGUGAAAAGUUGGAUGCAGAUGCGAAGAAAAAGGAGGCUGGCAAUCUGCUUACCAAGUUGAAUAAUGAACAGGAAACUUACAAAAGCAACCUUCAGAAGGCAGAGCAGUCCUUCAAUGAGAAGCUCCAUGAUAAAAAGCAAAAUUAUGUCAAACUAAAAGAUCAACUAGUUCAACUUGAAAAUGACCUCCAACGUAAGCAAGAUCUCUGUGACUCUCUUUGCAAUAAGUUCAAGAUUAAGAUCAAGUUACCGGAGAAGAACAUUAAGUUUGUCAAGUCUGAACAAAGUGUGCCAGUAGAUCAAGAGGGGGAUGAGUUCCUGAAUAUAAAAGGCAUCUAUACCAUCCUUCCGAAAAUGCCAGUGCUCCUUCAGAAUGGACAGGCCUUGAUCACUUUUGAAGAAGAGCAAGUUGCUCAUAGGAUUCUAAAAAUAGCCAAACAUCAGAUAGACCUCCAGUCUGAGAAAAUACGAGUGGAAGCGCAUCCAAUCACACUGGAUACAACACAACAAUUUGAGAUACAUCUUGAUAUCUCCAGGAAGAAGGUCAGGGUUUCUGAUAUUCCGGAAAUUCUUCCAGAAGAACAGAUGAUGGAUAAGUUGGAAAUAAGCUUUUCAAAGCCAAGUCUAGGUGGCGGAGAGGUGGAGAAUAUUGAAUACUCUAUCUCUUCUGGAACUGCCAUGGUCACGUUUGCAGAGAAAGGGGUUGCUCAGCGUGUUGCAGAACAGCAGAAAUACCCACUUGUAAUAAAUGGGCAAAACUUUUGGCUGACUGUUGAAUCUGUAAUGACAAGUUACUUGCAGAAAUUUCAGAUAUUUAAUGGUAUUUGCAAGAGAACUCUGCUGCUAUCUGACAUUAAGAGCGCAAUGGAAGAAGAAGAAUUACAGGACAAGCUUAAGAUCCAUUUUCAGAAACCAAGCAGACAGGGUGGUGAAGUUGAGGAUAUAAAAUACAUCCCAAAAGAUAAACAUCUCUUGGUGUACUUCAAAGAGGACUCUGCUGAAAACUAGUAUUCCAGUUUUUAUCAGUUGCACUGGUCUUUUGAAAUACCUAUUAUGUCUCUUUUAUUGCAGCUUUUUUUUGCCAUUUAUAUAGCAAAACAUUUUCUUUGGGUCCUACUGUUAGCCUUGACGAGUUGUCUUUCUGUUUUGUUUUUUCUGAGAUGUAGUCAUGUUCUUUACAUAUAAUUGCUAUAAUAUAUUUAUCUUAUGUAAAUGCACAUGUGUGAGUGUGUUAUAUGUCAAUACAUUAAAAAAAAACACUCUGGAAUACUGUUUAACCUGUUUUACAUGUGGAUAAAUAAUUUAAUACUCAUGUUCUUUAACAUUAACCAAGCUAGUCAAUUUGCAGCAGAAAAUGAUUAAAAGGAGGUAUGUAAAACUUGUUUCUUAAACACAGGAGUGACAUAUUCUUACAUGUCUUUAUAUUGCUAUAUCAACCCUUGGCCAAUAAAUAUAGCAUAUUUUAAUUUGGUUUAAUUCAGCAUUAGUUGUGGUUAAAUUUUUGAACUAUAUUGCUGAUUUUCUUCUGAUUUUCAGAUUGUAAGUUCUACACAAACUUUAGUUAACAAAAAAGUUGAAGCUGCCUAACCUCCUGUACAUCAAACAAACUCAGGUUCUGUCUCUGCAUAUAGUUAAAAUUAUCCUCUUUGAUUGUAGGCAGUAAAACAUUCAAUUUAUAAAAAUAUCAGUUAUUAUGUGCACUCAGAAUGAUUGCUGUAAAAGAAAAUCAUAAUGCUUUACAGCGCCAGUGACCUGGGUUCAAUUCCAGUCACUGUCUGUAAGGAGUUUGUAUGUUCUCCCCAUGUCUGCGUGGGUUUCCUCCGGGUGCUCCGGUUUCCUCCCACAUUCCAAAAGGCAUACAGGUUAGAAAGUUGUGGGCAUGCUAUGUUGGUGCCAGAAGAGUGGCUACACUUGUGGGCUGCCCCCAGAACACUAUGCAAAAGAUGCAUUUCAACUGUGUGUUUUGAUGUACAUGUGACUAAUUGUUACGAGGCAAGUUACUACUUGGUGAGUGUCUCUUUAAGGCACCUGAACGGUUGUGUGUGUGGUUUUGUCUGAUUGCUGGGAGUGGGAGCGAAAAGCUUCUAUAACUGGACUGAUACAAGUGUCUGAAAGCGGAUUCACUGAAGCACUGGUAACUGCGGACACGGACAGGAGAGAGAGAGAGAGAGAGACGUGAGAGUUGGUAGCACUGACUGCCAGCCUCUGUAUUUGCGGGUGAAGCACAAUCAUUGUGACUGUCACUUUACAAUCCAUCCAUGGAUUUCUGGAGCAAUCUGUGGAGUCCACUUUGUCAUUAACCUGUACCAGGAAUCAGGUAUAUCUGUGGACGACCACGUACGGAGUGCCCUCGGUGUGGCAGAUACUUUGGAACAAAGUAACGAAGAUCUUUGGCGGUUGGGGUGUCAUAUUGGUUCCAUCGUGGAACUUGUGGAAUUCGUAAACACAUUCUCUCUACAUUCUACUCUACAUUCUAACAUGGGUUUCAGAAGCUUUUGCUCAUCAUCUUGCUUCGUGACUGACGAAAUUGAACUUUGCGAACUGUUCCUAGACUUGGGGUUUGGGAAUUAGCCACACACACGCUUUGGUUUAUUUUGAUCAAUGUCUGAUAUCUAACGUUUUUAUUUUUCUUAUAAAAAAUCAUUAAUAAAUAGAU